This is a messenger RNA of Diachasmimorpha longicaudata, 1730 nucleotides long. It is a transcript of the gene Pdhb, whose product is annotated as pyruvate dehydrogenase E1 component subunit beta, mitochondrial. Bases 181 to 1242 code for a protein of 353 amino acids. The transcript has 5 exons. Lineage: Eukaryota; Metazoa; Arthropoda; Insecta; Hymenoptera; Braconidae. Gene Ontology annotation, biological process: pyruvate decarboxylation to acetyl-CoA. The record is from RefSeq and is a predicted model, not a curated record. Gene Ontology annotation, molecular function: pyruvate dehydrogenase (acetyl-transferring) activity.
GGCUCCAUUGUCCCACUAACGCGUGCACUCACUAGCGAGUAGUGUUGGGUGAAAAAUCACAGCCCCCCUCCUAAGGUACAAAUAAACGCGAGGAUCUUCACCAGGACAAGAUAAAUAAUCACCAGCAGCUCCCCAAAAAAUAAUUUAAAAAGAAUCCAACGUUCGAAAACUCGAACGAACAUGCUCACGUCAGCAGCAAGAGGAAUCGUCCGUCGUUCAUUCUCCACAUCAAAAUGGGCAGCUGCACAGCAGAUGACGGUGCGGGAUGCGCUGAAUUCAGCCCUGGAUGAGGAGAUGGAGCGGGACGAAAGGGUCUACCUCAUGGGUGAGGAGGUCGCGAUGUACGAUGGGGCCUACAAGGUGUCAAGAGGACUGUGGAAAAAAUAUGGGGAUACGAGGGUCAUCGACACACCGAUCACGGAGUCUGGCUUCGGGGGAAUGGCUGUUGGCUCUGCGAUGGCCGGUCUCAGGCCAGUCUGUGAAUUCAUGACCUUCAAUUUUGCGAUGCAAGCGAUCGACCAAAUUAUAAAUUCCGCUGCGAAGACAUUCUACAUGUCAGCAGGACGAGUCAAUAUACCAAUUGUGUUCCGUGGCCCUAACGGUGCAGCAGCUGGCGUUGGUGCUCAGCAUUCGCAGUGUUUCGGCGCCUGGUAUGCUCACUGCCCAGGAUUAAAAGUAAUCUCUCCCUACAACAGCGAGGAUUGCAAGGGCCUGCUCAAAGCUGCCAUUCGUGAUCCCGAUCCCGUUGUUUUCCUGGAGAACGAACUGCUGUACGGCGUGCAAUACCCAAUGUCCGACGAGGCAUUGUCCAAGGAUUUUGUUCUUCCCAUAGGGAAGGCCAAGGUGGAGCGUGCUGGUAAUCAUGUUACACUUGUGGCACAUUCCAAAGCUGUUGAACUAGCACUGGAGGCCGCUAAGGAACUAGCUGGAAAGGGAAUCGAAGCCGAAGUUAUAAAUUUGAGGUCACUCAGGCCGCUGGACACUGAAACGAUUAUUAAGUCUAUUGUUAAAACGCAUCACAUUGUCACGGUUGAACAGGGCUGGCCAACAUGUGGCAUUGGAGCUGAAAUUGCAGCAAGGAUCAUGGAAAGUGACGCAUUCUACCAUCUGGACGCCCCCGUGAUUCGUGUAACUGGUGCUGAUAUCCCCAUGCCAUAUGCAAAAUCGUUAGAAGCCCUAGCUCUCCCAGACACGAAAGACAUUGUGUUGGCAGUGAACAAAAUCCUAGGAGUAUCUCAGUAGCAAAUUAUAGUGAAUUAGGUACAUUAAUUGAAAAGAAAAAGAACCGAAAAUUCUUCAGAACUCAAUUGAUCCUCUGGAUCGAUCAUCACGAGCAUAACUCUGUUGAUUUUUUCUUUGUGAGAAAAAAUUUACCGAAGACAAAACCUUCUCUAUCUGAAACCGUAGAUUACUUCUGUUGUUAGACAAUCUUUCACAUUUCUUUUGAUGACACUGCUACAAUACUAUCUAAUUAUUGAUUUGAAAUCGCAGCAUUGGAUAGAACAUUUAUUUUUUUCUCGCCAGAUUUUAUUAGUCUGCUGGAGGAAGGGAGCGAGGAAAUUACAAUGAUCAGUGUGCCGGUGUAAUGAUAUGUAGUUAUGUGAAUAUAUUGUAAAUGGCACUGAAGAUUGCGCACUUUGCCACACAUGUUAUUAUUGAUUAUUUAUUACGCAAAAGAGAGAAGGAAAGAACGAUUUAACAAGGAUAAAUAAAUUGUAAUAUAUGAUUUA